UUAUAUGUAUAUUGUCCUUCAUAGUUAAACAAAAAUAAAAAUUAAAAAAAAAAAAAAGUUAUGGCAGGGUUUGGUUCUCCUUGUGGAGCUUGCAAGUUCCUUAGAAGAAAAUGUGUUAAGGGAUGUGUUUUUGCACCUUACUUUUGCCAUGAUCAAGGUGCUACUCAUUUUGCUGCCAUUCACAAGGUCUUUGGGGCAAGCAAUGUGUCCAAACUCCUCUUGCAUCUUCCAGUCUCUGAUCGCUUUGACGCUGCAGUUACCAUCUCUUAUGAAGCUCAAGCAAGGCUUCAAGAUCCCAUCUAUGGUUGUGUCUCUCAUAUCUUUGCACUCCAACAACAAGUUGUGGCUUUGCAAACACAAUUAGCUUCUCUCAAAGCACAAGCAUCACAAAGUUUUGUUAAUCUCCAAGAACACAAGUUGUUCUGCAAUAAAAUGCCAAGUUAUGUCAUUGAUGAACAAGAUGGAUCACAACAUGGAUUGUUUCCAGCUCAAGAGAUGAAUGAGUAUGAGAACAGUGAACAAAAACAAGCUUCAUUUAGUUUUGAUGAGAACUUCUCUUGUGCUUUGGAGCCUCAUGACUUACAAGAUCAAGACAUGGAGGAUCUUAGAUCAAUAGCUUUUGCUUAUCUCCACCACCAUGCAUGAGAAAUUCAUGUAUAUGUAUCAAUCCAUGAUUAAUUCUAUGUAGACUAUAUAUAUGAUCUAAUUCAAUUUUGUUACUUUGUGCUGUUGAGGAAGAGACUUGAAUUCUGUGUUCAA
Molecule: messenger RNA, 759 nt
Organism: Dioscorea cayenensis subsp. rotundata (Guinea yam)
Lineage: Eukaryota; Viridiplantae; Streptophyta; Magnoliopsida; Dioscoreales; Dioscoreaceae
Product: LOB domain-containing protein CRL1-like
Exons: 2
Coding region: 61-645 (194 amino acids)
Biological process (GO): hormone-mediated signaling pathway; positive regulation of DNA-templated transcription
Cellular component (GO): nucleus
Source: RefSeq, a predicted model, not a curated record